Lindgomyces ingoldianus is the source of this 1561-nucleotide messenger RNA. Its product is annotated as putative eukaryotic translation initiation factor eIF-4A subunit. The transcript is spliced from 5 exons. Gene Ontology annotation, cellular component: catalytic step 2 spliceosome; nucleolus. The coding region runs from base 121 to 1320 and encodes 399 amino acids. Lineage: Eukaryota; Fungi; Ascomycota; Dothideomycetes; Pleosporales; Lindgomycetaceae. Gene Ontology annotation, molecular function: RNA helicase activity; mRNA binding; ATP binding. The record is from RefSeq and is a predicted model, not a curated record.
GACCGCCUCUGCGCAUACUCCAACACCCCAACCCCUGUCUCCUGGAACAGUGCGCCAGCUCGCAGCUGAAUACCCCGAUAGAAGAUUGCCCUGAUCAUUCGGAAAAAUCGAUAGCCCACCAUGGCCGAAGGAAUUGACCGCGCGCGCGAAGAGAAGAUGGAGUUUACCACCUCCAAGGAGGUUGAGGUCGCUCCGACCUUCGAACAAAUGCGACUGAAGGACAACCUCCUGCGCGGCAUCUACGCCUACGGAUUCGAGUCUCCCUCCGCCGUGCAGUCUCGUGCAAUCGUCCAGAUCUGCAAAGGCCGAGACACUAUCGCCCAGGCCCAGUCCGGAACGGGAAAGACAGCUACGUUUGCCAUCUCUAUCCUGCAGGUCAUUGAGAUGGGUCUUCGUGAGACCCAAGCCCUCGUCCUCUCUCCUACGCGCGAACUUGCAACCCAAAUCCAGUCCGUCAUCAUGGCCCUCGGCGACUACAUGAAUGUCCAAUGCCACGCUUGUAUCGGGGGAACCAACAUCGGCGAGGAUAUCCGCAAGCUCGAGUACGGCCAACACGUGGUUUCUGGCACCCCCGGUCGCGUCGCUGACAUGAUUCGCCGCCGGACCCUCCGCACGCGCAACAUUAAGAUGCUAGUCUUAGAUGAGGCUGAUGAGUUGCUCAAUCGCGGCUUCCGCGAACAGAUCUACGACGUGUACCGCUACCUGCCCCCGGCCACCCAGGUUGUUGUCGUCUCGGCCACACUUCCAUACGAUGUCCUCGAGAUGACUACCAAGUUCAUGACCGAGCCGGUCCGCAUUCUCGUCAAGCGUGACGAGUUGACCCUCGAAGGCCUGAAACAGUACUUCAUCGCCAUCGAGAAAGAAGAAUGGAAGUUUGAUACCUUGUGCGACCUGUAUGACACUCUCACCAUCACUCAGGCCGUCAUUUUCUGCAACACCCGAAGGAAGGUCGAUUGGUUGACCGACAAGAUGCGCGAGGCCAACUUCACUGUUUCGUCCAUGCACGGCGAUAUGCCGCAAAAGGAGCGCGAUAGCAUUAUGCAAGACUUCCGCCAGGGUAACUCUCGCGUUCUAAUUUCCACUGAUGUCUGGGCUCGUGGAAUCGACGUCCAGAAUGUGUCGCUUGUUAUCAACUACGAUCUUCCACCGAAUCGUGAGAACUAUAUCCAUAGGAUUGGUCGAAGUGGUCGAUUUGGGCGCAAAGGUGUCGCGAUCAAUUUCGUCACUGCUGACGAUGUUCGCAUUUUACGUGAUAUCGAACUGUACUACUCUACUCAGAUUGAUGAGAUGCCGAUGAACGUCGCCGACCUCCUUCAAUAAGUGGUCGAGCUUAGAAAGCGUGAUAUUAUAUCGACGGAGCUAGGGCUAACGGUACCGUUCAGGAGCAUCGACUCUAGGAUGUAGGUCUAAGCAGAAGGCCUAGAUCUAUUGAGUGCGGAGGAAAGGUCUUUGAAGUGUCUCAACGCUCCACAAAUUGAUCAGGUGAAAAGCAACGUGUGUUGGCUCUUGGAAUAGGCUCCCGAUUGGUCUAGAUUUUUUUAAAAUAUCUAAUGAAAUACCC